CGACGCCACACUCUUUAAUUCUUUUUUUUGCUUAUGCAAUUUGCAUUGACCCUCGAUUGUAGAUUUGUGCUUGAAUGAAGGCGCUUGGACAAAAAAAGUACUGUAAUUUCUGAAUAAACAUAACUCGGGGUUAGUCAAUCACGCGAAUGCCUGCUGCAUUUCCGCUUCCGGUUAAGUGGAAAGACGCAUUUUUUGGCGUGGCUUUAGCCUCGUUCUGAAAGAAAUAUCGAGCAGGACCAUGUUGACUGAAGGUCGGAUUACGAGGAGAGUGAUUUUGUAGAGGGAAACGGAGAAAAUCACCAUGCCUUUGGCAUAUUUAGCUGACCCUUGGCAGAAAAUGAAAGUGGAAGAGGAGAUGGAGGUGAAUUUCUUCAAAUUCUGCUGUAGCUUCCCCAAAUUUUUCAAUUUCGAAUGAAAGUUUGAAGCUCACUCGAAUUUUUUCAAAUUUCCGUUUUCUCAGGUCGCAGACGAAGAAAUGACCGACGUAAAUAAAAACGGAGUAAGCUGGUUUCUGCCCAUAUUGCCGACUAUCUUGUCAAGCUUAUGUGUUUAGUUCAUAAAUUUCAAUCCUGAAUUGACUGAAAUUUCUUCUGUGCAUAGCCUGUCGAAGAAGAGACAUCGUCCCUCAUCGAUGUAUCUGAGGAAGUCGUCAACUCAAAAGCCUGUCUGAAGGCAGACCCGUCACAAUUUGAGCUACUCAAAGUCCUAGGACAAGGCUCUUUUGGCAAGGUAAUUUCGUAUAACUCAAUUUUAUUUGCAGCUGUAUUUUUUAGUGGUUUUUUUAGGGUAACUGUUGUUGAAGCGCGUUUGAUCAUUCGCGCCAUUACUUAGCGAGUGGCGGCAAUCUACAAGGCUUUAUUGACCUUCUCGCGCUUUAAAUUAUCUUUAUUCAUUGUUGCCUUUACUGUUUAUACACUCCUGCAGUUUAACCAUUAUUCAUCAUUAUGUUAAAUGGGGGGAAAACGUUUUAUUACUACUAUCUGUUUAGUUAUUAAACCGCCUUCUUUCAGGUAUUCUUGGUGCGCAAAUUAACUGAUACGGACCGAGGAAAUCUGUACGCAAUGAAAGUUCUCAAAAAGGCGACCUUGAAAGGUAACUUAAGCUGGUUAAAAAUUAUGUUUGUUGUUGCUCGUGAAUGUUUGGUCGCCCUGAGAUUUUCAAGAUGUUUUUACGUCAAAGUUCAAACUGUGGAAAACAACUAUCUUUAUCUUGGGGUUUAAAGAACAGGUUGAAAAUUUAAGCUUAUUUGCGUGAGAAGAAGCUGAAAUGUACAAAGUUGAUAUUGAUUUUAAUAGGCCCUGUCUUCGACUGUGACCGGCUUUUGGUCGAUAAAUAUCUUUCGGAGUUCUAGUGUCCGUAGAAAUGUAGAUUUUCGAAAUGUAGCUAAAUAUGCGUUAAGUUAUCUAAGCUUAUAUUUUAUCACAAAUUAGAUUUUCAAUAUCUGUUGAGUUAUUAUCUCUGUAAUAUUGGGUAUUUUGACUUAAUGCCCUUUCUGUAUGCGCAUUUAUUUUAUGGUUGUUGCUCUUUUUCUUCUUGUAGUUCGUGAUCGAUUAAGAACGAAAAAAGAAAGGGAUAUUCUUGUGGAUGUUCAACAUCCAUUCAUAGUUAAACUUCGCUAUGGUGAGGCUGGUUUUCAAAUUUUAUGUUGUUUUACAUUCCCCUCUCUGACAACUCGUUUGCUCUUGACCUUACUAGAGUAAAACUCUGAUGUAAAUUUAAUUCCUUUUAUUGUGAUCCUGAUUAGAUCUUGUAAUGACAACACUAACAUUUGUAUAUUGUACCGUAUUAUAAAGCAACUUGAAAAUCUUAUAAGCAGCUAUAGUUGGGAAAGUCGUAGAGAGGAAUGCUUCUUGUCAACCACGUCACAUGUAGCUCUUGCUUUUUUUCCCUGUGAAAUUGCCAUUUACUUGUAUUAUAAUAUCCUAAUUCAAUAAUAUAUUGGGAGUUACUAUGUAGUGGCUUUUUGAAGGCAACCUUUUAAAGUAUUCGUAGAAUUCAUAGGUAAAUUCCAUCCAGCAGCUUGGGAGCAAAGUGGUUUUAAAAGGAAAAAAAAAGUACUCUGGCAUUUGCUUUCUGGAGUAAUUCAAAUGAGAAAAUGAAACAGCUUUACCCUGAGAUUUAAAACACUUAAAAAUCUAACAGAAUUCUUUUUUUUUCAAAUGGAAAUUCCUUAAGCAGAGUGGCGUAAAAGUUAUUUUACUGGCACUUAAGAGCUGUUGUCAUUGGCUAAUAAAACACUGUUCAACAGCAACUUAGCUCUCCAAAAUUUAGAACUACAGCACUGAGUAAAUAAUAAAAGGUGAAUGCAAUGAGGCCCUUAGCAACUCCUGAUCAGAGUUCAAAUUUCCUUUUAGCAUACACAAAGCAAAUUUGAAUGAGUAUUUAACAGUUUAUCAUGUCACUUACACUUAUUGAUCGUUGACAUCUAAGUGUUACUUUGUUUAUUUCAAUGUUAGCUUUCCAAACAGAAGGCAAAGUGUACCUUAUACUUGAUUUUCUAAGAGGAGGAGAUUUAUUUACAAGACUUUCGAAAGAGGUGAGUAACAUACAUGUACAUGUAAUACUUUGUAAGCCUUUAUAGUUUACCUCGCGCCACCACGCUCUUUAUUAUUUACUUCAUGCUGGUAUUGAUUUUGUGUAAUGUUCACCUUCAAGUAAGUUGUCAUGAAUAAAUUAAUGAAUGGAUGAAUGAAUGAAUAAAAAUAAUUUUGUAAAUGAGUUGAUUAAAGAUGUUCCCUCUUUACAUUCUACGGUAACAUGUUAACAUUAAGCUUCGAUGUCUGCACACAAUAGCACCACUGGCGGUUGCUAUCAGUCCGUUUAUGAUCUUACUGUUACUGACCCUUGCCAUGAGGUGAAUGAGAUGUAUUAGUUAGACCACACCAGGGCUCAAAGUUUAAAUUUGAGUUGGCGAGCGCUUGUGCUACCAGAUGUAAAUUUUUAGGCGCACAGCUAAAAAUUCUAGGAGCACAGCUUACAAUGUUGGGAGCAUCUAUUUCAAAAGAAGAAGUGCCACUUUAUAUGUGAUUUUACUGUUAUUUCAGUCCUGUGAUUGAUAAAACACAGCCAAUUUGCUACGCAGUAAUACCAUCGGGAUUUUUAAUACUAAUUUCUCUUUUUGACAGUACAGUUGUGACUAAAGAAAACCUACACUUGAAAAAAAUUCAAAACAAAAAAAGAGUACCUCAAACAAGUAUGAAAAUUUGUCUUCAAUGAAUUUGUUAAAAGCGCAAUGACUUACAUGUAACUGAAAUAUGAGUUAAAAACUUUCUUCCCUGAUUAAAAAAAAAGGCUUUUAAUCCGCGCUGUUUUUGUUUGGAUUGACGUUGGGAGAAAGGACGGAAAGGAAGACAAUGUAACUUAGAGCCUGGUUGCGUUUUACUUUCAUUGCUUGAAGCUACUGUUUAGCGUCUUUCUAGUUUGAGUACGUAAGUAUGGUCGGAAGCAGGCCAGUUGCACUUUGCUUUGGGUUUUAUGGUGCACAGGUGCGAUUACACAUGGAUUUUUAGGCACACAACCAAAAAUCCAGUGGCAUAUGUGACCAGUUAGUCGUCAACUUUGAGCCCUGCACACCAUUGGGAAAUGUCCCCUUCUCUUUUGAGACAGUAGUGUGGAUUCCUUUACGUCCCCUUCGAUUUGACCAUGAAGUUGUCAUGCUAUCCCAUGCACUUGAUAUGCUGCUGCUCCUCAUAUAAAUAAUUAUAGUAUUAUAUAGUUGUUUUGAAAAAUGUGGAUCAAAAUGAGUUAUUAUAAAAAAACUGCAUGUUGAAUUAAUUCCUGUGAUAUUUUAUUUUACCGGGUUCUCAUUAAGUUUUAAAGUAGACAGCUAGGAUGUGAAAGCAGCUGGCUUGGCAAUCAAGUGUUGUAGGCAAUUUGAGGCUUUCUCUCCUUCACUUUUCCCAUUUGCGCUCCAAAGUAGGUGGCCGGUUUUUUGGCCGGUUGCGGGCACUUAAUGAGAACCCUGUAUUUAAUUUUUGGAUUGUGUAACCAGUAAUCUGUUACCAUGUCACCAUAUGAUGACCAUGUUAUUGAGAGAUGAAUCAUCAAUCUAGCUUUUGAUUCUGUGCGCAAAAUCCUAUUGAGUUAAUAUUGAAAUGAAUAAUGUCCUCAACAGAUCUUUUGCAUGGUUCUAUUAAUUGAAUAGGAUUUUUACAAAAGCAGGGUGCAAAGAAAAUCAUUUUUACACCUUGCCAUUUGGGCAAGCUGAAGCUAGCAUUUACUAGCCCAGACGUCAUUUCAACUAGCCCCAAAAGUUUUUCGUCGAGCAGAAUUGAUUUCACACUUCUUCUGUUUUUCGAAUUCCUCAAAGAACAUCACUUGCCCGUCGGGCAAGUUAAAAACAGAUUUCACAAACCUGAUAGCAAAAUCCACUAGCCCCGGGCUAUCGGACAAUACUUUCUUUGCACACUGAAAAGAAGUAAUUUGAAAGAUUUGGAAUUUUUGCCUUUAUGGCCAAUAUGGCGAAUAAUAGGCUUAAUCUAACAAUAUUAAUUGAAUAAUAUUACUAUUAAGUUUGUGUAAUCCUUUUGCUUUACUGUUUGGAUACAAACCAAGUGCUUAAUACAUUUUCUCGGCAGAUAAUGUUUACAGAAGAAGAUGUAAAAUUUUACCUUGCCGAGUUAGCAUUAGCACUGGAUCAUCUUCACAAAAUAGGAAUUAUUUAUAGAGACCUCAAACCAGAAAAGUAUGUUAUGCAUAACAUUUCCUGAAAUAGUUCACAAAUAUUUGAUGUGGUUCAAAUAAUUUUUUUUGGUUUAAAAUUAGCAAAACUACUUUAAAAUAAUAUUGUCGUUUUCCUUUGUUUUUAAUAGAUUGAUAUGAACUUAAGCAAAAACCAAAGUGGUUUGAAAUCCUUAAACCAAAGAAUAAUAAUUGAACCGCUACAUAUUAUUAUAAAUUAACUUGCCAAGUUGUUUCCUAUUUUGAGCACUACUUUUAGGUUUUUGAAUAAAUUGGUUAGCAACUAAACCUAUAUGUACAUGUAUGUUGUCCAAAGCAACAAUUUGCCUGUGGUCUAAACCUCUUAUUUUUUGGAUUACCUUGAACUGUGGUGAGCAGUUAAUAAUUUUAAUUAAGAGUUUAGGCAUUGUUUUUAUUCAUGAGUCUUUGUUUCCCAUGUGGAACAUUGAUUAAGUGAGUUAAUAUUUUGAGUCUGGUAUAUUAUUAUAUGUGUGUUGACCAUAAUUAACUUGGUUGCUUGGUGAUGAUACAUGUAUUCAGAAAAGGAUUUGCUAAAAAUAACCAGCCAUUCUAAAAUUUAAAAAUAUUUAAUAAUGUGCAGUUGGUCACUUGCCAAAUUAAUUUUAAAUCUCAGGGUGGCAAAUUAGUUGCCAUUAUAUAUAUUCACCAUGGCUAACAAAAUGAUUACAGCCUAGGCCAAUUUUGCCUAUAUUAGGGUCUUGAUCAUGUACAAAAUAAAUGUAAGCUGAUUAAGGGAUCUUGUAUUUAAUGUUUAAAAAAUAGAUGAUGCAUGUAGACAGAAUUGAAACAUUUUGUCUCUGCAAUAUAGUUGAUGAAUAUACACACACCAUCAUAACAAUCCAAAACUCUUUCUAAGUAUCCAAGUACAAUAUGAGGCACCUCAAACUUUUCAACACGAUUUCUUUCAACUUGAUAAACUGAAAAUUAAGCAAUGUUAAAUACCUGGCUAUAAGGUGCAAUCUAAAAUUAUACAGUUGAUAGCUUUCUGUAUUUUUUUAGUCUACAUCUACUUUAUAUUUUAGUUAUUGUAAAGCAGUAUCAAACAUCAUCACAUCAAUAUAAAAUGUAUAGCAUUGAAUUCAGUAUUAUACCGGAAAUAGAUAGAAUGUUGCACUCAACCUUUCUUUUUUAAUUCUUAAUCUUUGACUUUUUUUUCAGUAUUUUACUAGAUGCUUCUGGCCACGUCACACUCACAGGUUUGUGUCUUUUAACACCCAGAUUAAACUGUACAUUUAGACAGCUUGAAUUAAAUUAACCCUUCAAUGGUGUAAGACUUGCCAUGCAAAAGUUGUUUUCAGAAAGUGUAGACACCCUUGUCUUCUUCUACUUGAUCUGUUUUUUUUUAAUGAUACAUACACUAUCUGCUUGCUUAUUAUUAAAUUUUGUUUUUGAUAUUUUCUUUGUGUGUGGCUUAGAUUUUGGGCUUUCAAAAGAGUCUGAAUAUGACCAGAAGACUUAUUCAUUCUGUGGAACAGUGGAGUAUAUGGCCCCGGAGGUAAGUCACAUAUUUCUUGGAAAUUUAAGAGGAAGGUGAUAAAACUUGAGUAGGUGGCAGUAAAGUAGAUUGAAAGGUGUAGAGUGCUUUCCAUGUGGCACACCCAUGUGUGGGGGUACUGCGGGUAGGGGAAGUGGGGGCCACCCUCUUUUCCCAUCAUGGAAUUUCAAUUAUUUAGUUAGCCUUAAAAUGCAUUCCAGAACAAACGGUUAUGAGUAUGGUGCCGUUAUUUAUUCACAUUUGCUUUAUUUUAUGUCCUAAUAAUAAUAAUGAUGUUUUUAUUGAACAAAAACGUUGAGAAACAAGAAUUAAUAUCAUCAUAUACAUGUAGUGUAAUAUGAAGGAUUUAUUGUUACACUUUAAAAGAUUUUUUGGUGAGUAGGUGGUUCUUCUGUUACAACAAGUUUUUUCUGGAUCAUUGGAGCUUCAGGGGAAUAAGAGUGUCUUAUGAGCUCAGUGAAUAUUCUUCAAUGUACAUGUGUACCUGUAAACAUUUGCAACAGCGAGUCAAAGGGUGUGGAGAUUUUUAUGCCCAACAGAUUUCCCAAGAUGUUCAAAGUUUUUUUAAAUACAUUGCAAGGGAUGACAAAAUUUUUACUUCUCUUGGAGUGUGCUUUUCAUAAUGAGAAUUGAAGUUCAAGAUUAUUUUGUAGGCAUGAAUAUAAGACCCAAGGUGGUUGACUACAGUAAGAACCCGCAUGUAAAAACCUAGAAUUUUUGAGGUCAGGCUGAACAGGUUCUUAUAUUUUGGGGUAUUUUUCCAAUAACAGGCUGAUUAAGUUCUUAGUAGGUUCUCAUUUGCAAAAGUUAUUAUAGUGAUAGCAUUCGGGGAUCUGCAAUAGUACUAAUGUGCUAUAAUUGUAAAGCAUUUACAAAAAUGUCAAGCCUUGUUGUUGAAACAAGUCCUGUAUCAUGGGCCUGGAGUGUUUUUUUUAUGUAAGAACCUAUUUUUCUUUGUCAGGCUAAAUAGGUUCUUAUAUUUUUGGGUAUUAAAAUGCAAAAUUUGAGCCUGUAGGUUUUUAAAUCACUAGGUUCUUAUACGCGGGUUUUUACUGUAGUACAAGAGUUGAGAGGACCAUAAGAAAGUUACAUUCUUUGAAAUGUAAGUUACUCAUGAAUGUUCAAUUUAUUGUAGGUUGUAAACAGAAGAGGCCACUCACAAGCAGCAGACUGGUGGUCAUAUGGAGUUCUCAUGGUAUGAAAAAUGCUUUUUUAUGUACAGUUUAACCCUUUAAGCCCCAAUAUCCACUUACAAAUUCUCCAAACUGAUCUCUAUAUAUUUCCUUCAAGAAUGAGUUGAGAGAAUUUGAUAAAAGAUCAAGCGAUUUUCUCUUAGGUGAUCAUUUUAUUAAUUCUCAUAACGUAGUCUCUUGACAAUGUAUGGAUAUCGUUGGGAGAAAAUUGAUGAUGUUCACUAUUGGGACUUAAAGGGUUAAGUCACAAUAGAUGACACUAUUAUGUCAUUUUACCAUAUAGAACGUGCAAGAGAACGUGCGCAAAAUACCAGGCUGUAAUACACUGUUGUUGUGUCCUGGUUUAACCAGUUUACAACAGGGUGAAUACCGGCAGAUGCAGGAGGAGCAACUAUGGCUGAACUCGAUGAACUGGCGGACGAACCUAAUUUGACUUGUUUGGGCCCUUUGGACUUGACUUUUUUACUGACGAUGAACUUUUAUUGACUAAACUGACUUAACUGAACAGACAGAACAAACAGAAAUUGGACAACUCAAUGAUGAAGACAUUGACAAUUUUAUUACUGAAAACUGAAACAAAAACACAACUAAGAAGACAGAAAGUGACCUUAACCUAUUUUACAGCUGGGCAAAAACUUUUAGCAAAACAGGAACUCUUGAAAACAUAUAUCAGAGCAAGAACUUGACAAACUUUUAGCUCACUUUGUUUUAAACAUAGGUAAGCAAAACGGGGACAAAUAUGAACCUAACACAUUGACGUCUCUGUUACAGAGUUUCGACCAUUUAUUGGGGGAAAAAGAAAAAACAUUACAGUAUACUCACUGACAGACAGUUUGCGAAGGCUAGAGAAGCUCUCUUGCAAACAAAAGCAGCUUCGCCAUGCUGGCAAAGGGCAAGAGCCAAACAAAGUGCUUGGACUAAGUGAAACUUAGUUUCAGAACCUGUGGGAUGAGAAGCAACUAGGAUGCCACUCACCACAUUACAAAACCUUUUUUCACAUACAGUAUGGUUUAACAACACCAUGUUAUUUACAGCUCUUUUUGACCCAGCAUUUGUUUAGGAUCAGGUGUUGACUGUUCUACCAUGUCUUGGAAAACUGCGAUGUCAAAAUCUUUUCAUUAGAACCAAAAAUAUUAUAGUUUUCGCUUUUGUAAAUUUUCAGUAUGAGAUGCUGACUGGAGCUCUGCCAUUUCAAGGCAAAGACAGAAAAGAUACAAUGAACAUGAUCUUAAAGUGAGUAAAAUAUAUGCUUUGCAUUGGUGGGGAAAAAAGCAAGUGUAAUCUAACUGAUGAGUUGUAACCAAAUCUUUUUUUGGUAACGACAGGGCCAAGCUUGGCAUGCCACAAUUUCUGUCACAGGAUGCCCAAAGUUUACUAAGACUGCUUUUCAAGCGAAACCCUGCAAAUAGAUUAGGUAAGUAUAAGUAAGUAAAAACCUAUAAAACUGAAGAAAUUCUUCUACAAAAUAUGACUGGGGUCGAAGUGCUUGCUAACUAAUAUUUGAUCAUAUUAUUAAUAUUUAACUAUUGAGCUACACUGUAGCUUGAAUUGAAUCUUCAUUGUCUUUGCUGCCAGUUACUUUUGCAUGGGCUUUCCUUUCACUAGAUAUUUACUAUGCUUGAAGUGUCAUGUCAAAAAGUAUGAACAAAACUGUUGGUAAAAUCAAAGUUUUUAUAACAUUUAACAAUAUUUAUCAGUAGAAGUAGGCGGGGAGACCAAAACCUUUUCAUAUUCUUUGCCUUGUCUGAGCCAAAUCGAAAGCUCUUUCUCCCAGAAUAAUUGUCAUUGCUUAUUUUAGUUAUGCUUUGGGAGAUGUACUUGGUAUGUGCAUUUAAGCUAUAUUAUGCAAAAGGCGUCAUUUUCUGUCAUAAGUUAGGAGUUCACAGGUGUUAUCAGUCUUCUUAUGUGGCAUGCACAGUGUGGGUUUUCAGCGGUCAGCUACUUUAAUGGAGCUGGUUAAACAUUAAUUCCUACAUCUGAUGUUUUCUUAGGUUUUGGUGAGAAUGGUAUAGAAGAUAUCAAAACUCACCGGUUCUUUAAAUCCAUCGACUGGGAGGUAUGUUGUGUUCCAUCAGUCUUACUUUUUUUAUGUGUAAUUUUAAAAAAUAGUGCAGAAAGGUCAUUGAUGUACAUGUAACAAAAAAGUGCAAUAUUGGGCAAACCACUCUGUACAUGGAUGUUUAGUACAUUUUUAGGUUUGAGUGACAAGUCACUGCAUGCAACCUGACAUUGGGACUGGUUAAAGCAGCAAUCUGUGCUGUGUGCAUUGAACCAUGAUUUUGUGAAGCUCUUCUUCUCUGUGACUUAUGUAAUUUGUGUGACUAGAAAUUUUUUCAUUUCUAUAUGACAGAAAUUAUUCAAAAAAGAGCUCAAACCGCCAUUCAAGCCUGCUGCUGGAAGAGCAGAUGAUGCAUUUUAUUUUGAUCCUGAAUUCACUUCCAAGACACCUCAAGGUACAUUUUGUUUACCUGUUAUUAUUUACUGUUGGCCAAUUAACUUACUGAUAAAUUGAAAACCACUAAUUGUGACAAGACAAGCCUGCAAUCCUGAUCUCCAGGGUUCUAUCACACAUGCUUGCUUGACACAUAUGUAGUCAGCAUUCGUUUGGACUGCCAUUUAAAAUGAAUGUAAUGUAUACAAUGCGAUCCGAUGAUGUGCCUUUGUAAGUUCUUUAAAUUGUAAUAUGAUCAUGUGCAUUUUAACUGUCUAAUCACACACAACUUUCGCAAAGCAUCAGUGUUGGAGCAAGAGCGUUUUAUCCUCUGAAACCUCGCCCACACUCCCUAACAGAUGGUUAUUACUACCUUAUUGGUAAUUAAUUUCAUGUGUCUUUAAUUUCUUGUUUCCUGCAAUUGUAAAAAAAUCUCAAAAUUAAAGACCCUGUGAAAUUUAAUACACUUAUAGAAAAUUCAAAUAACAGUUGACAUGUAAUAGCAAUGAUACAAAAAUGUACUUAUCGACAAACACAAAUUGCUUUCUGGUUUUACUGGUAAGCUCCAUUUUGUAUCCUCUGUUGUGAAAUGACCUUAGUUUGCAAAGAUUUCAAACAUUUCUUGUUCGAGUUUAUCUAAUUUUCCUAAAGGUUUAGACUUUUAAAUGAUGUUGAGAACACUUAAGUCAUGAAAUUUAAUUCUCUAUUUUUAUGUUUACUUGUUAAAAUUGCGAGAACAAAACCCCAUGAAAUACUGUCUUGCCAAAACCGUGAAAUUAAGUACCUGCAAAAUUAAGAACCAAUAAUAGGUAGUCUAUAACUGUUAAAACUUCAGGGAAUUUGCUCUUUCAGUUGUUUUAACCUACCCCUUCAUGGAUGAUUCCUGUUUGGUAUUAAUCUUGAGAAUUUGACCCACAUUACUACCAUACCGGACUUGAGUAGUCAACUACAUGUACAUACAUGUAACUUUGUAUAUUGCAGUAAACUAAAGCCCUUUCAAUCUAAACUUGCUCACCUCAAACUUUCCCUAAUGCAAACUAAUACUAUUCUACUUUCCUUUAUAAGAAAAUCUUCAUUUUCUGGUUGGUUUGUCUAGAUUCUCCCGCUGUCCCUCCCAGUGCCACUUGUCACCAGCUGUUCAGAGGAUUUAGUUUUGUAGACCCAUCACUUGUAGAAGUAAGUAAAGUGUUGCAUGAUUGUUUGACAACAACAGCAAUUACAGCAACAACAACAGCCUUUAUUGCAUCAAGAGAAAUUGUACAUUUUAUGAUAGCUUAUGGUAAGGAAAAAAUGCGGUUACCAAAAAAAUUGAUGAAUGAGGUUAUUAUUAAGCACUUUGUCUGAGGGAAAUUUCUUCUCACAUACUGACUACAGAAUUUGUGGAUUUUGGAGGCUGUAAUUUAGAAUCAGGAUCAAAAGCCAGCCUAGUACUCAACUUGGGUAGUUUUGGAGCUGACUAGAUUUUUUGGGGGAAAUCUCUAGGGGUAAAUGGUUUAAUGCAUGUAGCUAAUGAUGUUGUUUUAUUGAAACAGGAAGAACAAUCACAAUUGACAUCCAAUGGAUCAGACAAAAUGGAGACAGACCACAAAGUAGGUGUUCUGCUAGUUUUGGAUCAAUGUUUUCACUUAGUCUGUGUCCUUAAGACAACUUUAAGUUAAUUUUAUUUUUAUCAUUGGAGUAAAUGUUUUAUGUUACAAAAGUAUACCCACCACUGUCCUUUCUAUAUUUGUUAUUAGGGAUGUACAUAAAGACAUUGUAAUUGUGGUGGUCAAAACAGUUUCAUUCAGUCUGUCUCCUGUGAUUAGAUAUUUUAUGUCAAUGGGAAAAUCUUCAUGUUUAUUUUUGCUCUCUCUUUUGUAGCCUGUACCUACAAAGUUUCAGAUCAGGACAACAUCAAUCCUUGAGGAGUAUGAAAUUAAGCAGGUGAGUUUUGUGUAAAAGUUGGUUGUAGUUGUACAUCACACUUCAUUGUUUUGCUGGCAAAUGCUUUAAAAUGCCAUAGCCAAGAGCAAAGUUACAUAUGGAACUAGGCAAAACGUGAUAAAUUUGACCCAAGUAUCUUUUUUGCCAUUCAGAGACUCUUCUCUGGCUGUGAGGGGCCCAAAUAUUGUUAGCCAAACAAGAAAAACAGGUGGAAAGCAGAUGACAGGAGAUCUAUCUGUCUAGUAACUGUAUUCACUCCUCCUCUUGUUCCUAGUAAAAUAGUGGUAAUUGUCCUUUUUUUCCUCUGUUGUAGGAGAUUGGAAGAGGGUCAUAUUCAGUAUGUAGAAAAUGUAUUCACAAAGUGUCUGGAGAGGAGUAUGCUGUUAAGGUAAGGACUGUGCCAUUUCAAAAAUCUCUUGAAAACUAUGAAGGAACUCUUUAGCGGGUAAGGGAGUUUGGCAAUUUAUUUUGGGGUCAGUUUUGUGCAGGACUUUUUUACCAUGCCUAUUAGCCUAUCACUGUAAUCAAAUUUUUCUGCCUUUUUUGUGUAAAUAUAUGACUAACAACCCUAUGGAAUAUGAAAAAAAGAUGAGGUAAAGUAAAGGUGAACACGAGUCAAAGGCCAGAGCUUAUCCCGGUUUUCUUAGCAUGAUGCAUGCCUAGGAGUAUUUCUACGUCCUCCUGGACGGGAUGCUAGUUCAUUGCAGGGUUCCCCUCACUCCCCGAGCAGUAUGUUGCUGGUACCCAUUUGCACACCUGGGUGAAGAGAGACAAAUUGGAGUAAAGUUCCUUGUCUAAGGAAAUAACCUGAUAGGUAAGACUUGAAUCCCAGACCUCCAGAUCUGGAGUGUGAGGUGUUAACUGCUCGGCCACUCAUGCCUCCACGAAAAAAAAAAAAAAAUUGUUUGCAUCAAUUCUGUUUGCAGGAAAUUUUUUUCCUGAAAUCAUCCUUGAACUCAGAAUUUUUUUCUGAAUUCUUCUCUCCACAAAUAUUCUAUGAAUUAUUUACUGAAAUCACCCUACUGCCUUUAACAGUCAAUUGAUUGCGGUAUAAGGGACAGAACAGUCAUGACCCCAAAUGUCAUCUGGAUUAAGUCCUGGUGUCCAAACCCUAUGUUAUUGUGGGUUGAGUUUGUCAUUGGCCAUUAAAUAAAGCAAUCAGUCCAGUUUCAGACAUUGAAUCUGCUGAUUUUUCAUUCAACAGGUUGUUGAUAAGAGUAAAAGAGACCCAACUGAGGAAAUAGAGGUAACAAUAACAACAACUGAUUUAAUGAAGAAUAUUUACCUAGUGCUAGGUGUUACUUUUCAGUGUCAGUGGGGAAUUAGAAAAAUGUGGUAUCUUCGACCUUAAUUUUUGUUUGGUAGGGAGAUGUAAAGAUGCAUGCAUCACUGCCAGUCUGUUUUAACCCUUUAAGCCGUUAUGUCCACAUGUAAAUUCUCCACACUGAGCUCCGUGUAUGUACUUCUCCUUAGCCGACGUGCAGUUGCACCCUCCCCCCUGACAAAGCAAAAACGGAGAGUGGGAGCAUGACUACAUCUCGCACGAAUCGUGUUAUGUGACAUCACUCUUAGCCUUUCGUAGAUGCUCCCUCUCUCUGUUUUUUCUUUGUCUGGGGGAGGGUUUGGCUAUACAUAGGCUAACAUUUCCUUAAAGAACAAGUGGAGAGGGUUUGAUAAAUGAUCACCGGAUUAUUUCUUGGAUGAUUAUUUUGUUAAUUCUCUUACCCUUUACCCUGAUUAUAUAUGGAUAUUGUGCGGAGAAAAUUGAUGUUGGUCACUCUUGAUGGGGGGUUAAGCAUAUUUUAACACAAGUAUUGGUUUUACAUGUCAUUGUUUAUUUGUUUUAGCUUAUGCUGACAUGCAGUGCUAUUUUUCAUCAGAUACUUUUGCGGUAUGGAAACCAUCCAAACGUUAUUCACCUGAGAGAUGUAAGUUCUCUAUUGAACAGAUAUGUUUUUCCCAUUCUCUCGUUACCCACUUUUCUUGACAGUAAAUCACAUUGUAUUGUUAGUUGUGCUGUUUCAUUCUUCUGAAAGAUUUGAACCCAGGAGUCAUUUCAUAAGUAGGUGAAGAAUGAUUGGGUGAUCUUAGUCCUGAAUAGGACUGUUGCUAACAGCAACUGAUAUUUCGACAACCUGUGCGGUAGUUACGGUAGUUAUCUCCAGAGUCAAAGUAAGUUAUACCCUGUCAGUUGAUGGUAUCAGGUCAGUAACUAGAGUUAAAUAUCAUCAACUGAUGUGAUACAACUCACUUUGACUCUGAAGAUUUCCACCACACAGGUUGUUAAAAUGUCAGUCACUGUCAACAACAGUCCUAUUCAAGAGUCUAUUCACCUGGACGAUCGUGCUCCACCUACUUAUGUUUCAUUUUUGUUCCCUUGUACUUUGGUACCCAGAAAGUGACUGUCGUUAGUCUUAUACUGUUUGAAGAAAAAAGAGAUGGACUUCCUUGGAAUUGCAAACAUUAACCUUUUAAGCCCCAAUAUCCACAUACAACUUCUCCAAACUGAUCUCUAUACAUUUCCUUAAAGAAUGAGUUCAGAGAAUAUAAUAAAAGAUCAAAGCAUUUCUAAUAGGUGAUCAAUUUAUUAAUUCUCAUAACCUGAUCUCUUGACAAUCUAUGGAUAUGGUUAGGAGAAAAUUGAUGGUGGUCACUACUGGGACUUCAAGGGUUAAGCUCAUGUAUCAUUGUUGUUCUCUUUGCUAGGUGUAUGAUGAUGGUAAAAACGUGUUCAUGGUCAUGGAGCUGAUGAGAGGAGGCGAACUCUUGGACAGAAUACUGAAACACAGGAGUCUUUCAGAAAGAGAAGCUGCACUGAUAAUGUACUCUCUUGCUAGCACAUUCGCAUUCCUUCAUGAGGNACUGAUAUUUCGACAACCUGUGCGGUAGUUACGGUAGUUAUCUCCAGAGUCAAAGUAAGUUAUACCCUGUCAGUUGAUGGUAUCAGGUCAGUAACUAGAGUUAAAUAUCAUCAACUGAUGUGAUACAACUCACUUUGACUCUGAAGAUUUCCACCACACAGGUUGUUAAAAUGUCAGUCACUGUCAACAACAGUCCUAUUCAAGAGUCUAUUCACCUGGACGAUCGUGCUCCACCUACUUAUGUUUCAUUUUUGUUCCCUUGUACUUUGGUACCCAGAAAGUGACUGUCGUUAGUCUUAUACUGUUUGAAGAAAAAAGAGAUGGACUUCCUUGGAAUUGCAAACAUUAACCUUUUAAGCCCCAAUAUCCACAUACAACUUCUCCAAACUGAUCUCUAUACAUUUCCUUAAAGAAUGAGUUCAGAGAAUAUAAUAAAAGAUCAAAGCAUUUCUAAUAGGUGAUCAAUUUAUUAAUUCUCAUAACCUGAUCUCUUGACAAUCUAUGGAUAUGGUUAGGAGAAAAUUGAUGGUGGUCACUACUGGGACUUCAAGGGUUAAGCUCAUGUAUCAUUGUUGUUCUCUUUGCUAGGUGUAUGAUGAUGGUAAAAACGUGUUCAUGGUCAUGGAGCUGAUGAGAGGAGGCGAACUCUUGGACAGAAUACUGAAACACAGGAGUCUUUCAGAAAGAGAAGCUGCACUGAUAAUGUACUCUCUUGCUAGCACAUUCGCAUUCCUUCAUGAGGAAGGGGUAUGUUUAACUUUUUUAUUAUACCUUAUAGUUGCUAUCUGUUUUCUUAUUGGCCUGUUCGCCUUGGAUACAUCACUGAGAUGAAUUGACCAACAGGGACUGGGAAAAUGCCGUACAGGGACUAGGUAAUGAGCACCAUAUACAGUGGUGAUCAUUCUAUAGAGUGCCUUUGAGCAUUGGAUACGAUUUUUUUAAAUUGUUUCAGCUAUAUCAGAUGACUUAAGCCACUUUUAAGAACUGAGCUACUAUUCAAAUAUUCUCAGUUUAGACAGAUAAAAGUGACUUGUUCAACCAAACCAACACUAUCAAGUUUUCUUUGAAGAGUGCAAUUUUUUGGUUUCCAAUAAAUUAUACCAAGGGUUCAUAGGGUAAAUUAGAUAUAGGGUACCAAUAAAUUGUUAAUUUCUUUCCCAGGGUCAAGGAUUAAGAACUUAAGCGGCAUGCAUACACCUGUUCUUAAUUAGUUGGGAGUACUCCUUAUGCCAUAAAAAUAAAUUCAUGUCUUGCUGUUGUUACAGGUUGUACACAGGGACUUAAAGCCAAGCAAUAUCAUGUAUGCAGAUAACAGUGGCACUGCAGAAUCACUAAGAAUAGUCGACUUUGGGUUUGCCAAGCAGAUCCGAGCAACGAACGGCCUUCUGAUGACACCUUGUUACACAGCAAAUUUUGUGGCCCCUGAGGUUCUAAAGAAACAGGGUUAUGAUGCUGCAUGUGAUAUCUGGAGUCUUGGUGUUCUAUUGUACACCAUGCUGGCUGGGUAAGUUACAAAGUGGUAUAGGGAACUUAAACCUUUCACUGCCAGAGUGAAUGAUGUAGUUUUGUGAGGUAGUUCUUACAACUGUACUUUUGAUUCUGUGGAUGAAAUCCUAUGGUGCUACCGCUCAAAUGAAACCUCUUUAGCAGUACUUUCACAUGGUACUAUUUAUUUGUCAUGUAGUUCUAACUUUUUUGUCUGUGGACAAAAUCCUAUGGAGUGACCAUUCAAAUGAAAUCUCUUAGGAAGCUCUUUCAUGUGGUGCUAUUUGUUUUUAAAAAUUUUAUGAAAUGAAAUUUGGGAUUUUUGUUGAAUUUGCCUUUGGUCACAUUUGGCAGGGAAAGGGUUAAGCAAUGCUGUUUUUGAGCAAUGCACGUCAACCGGAAGUGAGGCCUUUUCCCCUUUAAUUUGCCUUGAUGCUAGCUGCCAAAUGUGUUUAUAUUUGCUAAAUUUCUUACACUUAUAGAGACGAAUUGCCCAAAAAUUUAAGCAAAACCACGGGGCAAGAAUACAGAAAGUCUAUUUCCGGUAGAUGUGUAGUUGUGUAGCAGACUAGUAGAUGUGCAUCGCUAAAAAAUGUCUUCCUCAAGUUCCUUUAUGAUUCUUCACUAGUGGAACUGGUAAGGACGUGUAAUGUUUGGACUAGCCUGCAUUGCAACCGGCCCACGUAUCGCGUAAACCAUUGGUGUGGCUAUAAGCAGAUGGUUUAGGGUGUCUGCAAUGCAGGCUAAGAUGUAAGCCAUCGGCCAUUUUGAAGUUGUGCUCAUGAUCGGGUUGUUGAUGUGUUGAUUUGCGUUAUGAGGUUAUUUUAGUUUGCGAACUUUGACCCAUUUUCCCGCUGAACCACGUAAUUGGCAAUGAAAGAAGUGUCAGUGUCCCCAAAGCAAUCCCAUAAUGCAAUUCGACACAACACUGACCUUCCCAGUCAAACUGGUUUUAAUACGGCUUUUUUCAAGAUGGUGUUAUUUUGUUAUAAGUCACUACUAGAUUCCAUUUAGAUUAUUCCUUCUUAUUCAAAUUCGGUUUACUGUAAACAGUCCACAACAAUGCCUUAACUUCAGUUUCCAAACACAGAAAUUCCCCAAUUCCUAUUAAUAAAGCUUUUUGUGUUUACCUUGAAAACGUUCCAAAUAAUAGUUUGCAGUUGGUAAAACAUGCGUUAGAAAGAUUUUCUUGAACUCUUUGUAAAAUUACGCCCCAGCAUAUGAUUGCAUGUUAAAUCUUUAAAAUGUAUUCCUUAUCUCUCUCAUAGGCAAACGCCAUUUGCUGUUGGACCAGAAGAUUCCGCAGCGGUCAUCUUGGCGAGAAUAGGAGAAGGAAAGUAUUCCCUUGUUGGAGGGGCCUGGGACAGCAUGUCAGAUGUUGCCAAGGUAACUAAUUAUAUCAAUUGCUGGAUAUGUAAUUCGUUAUUUUCGUUCAGCCCUAUAAUUACUAAAUUUAUGGGAAUAUACUUAUUCAUAAUCAUGUUGCCUUUUCUUUAGGACUUGGUCAGACAAAUGCUUCAUGUAAACCCGCAUCUGCGACUAACGGCAAAACAGGUAAAAAAAAUUUUUUCACGGAAUUAAGAUACUUUAGUUAGCUUUUCGACGUGAUUCUAAAAGUGGGUUGAAUAGUUAUCUCAGGGAUUUCUUGGUUGAUUCUGGGUACGAAUUUGCGGAGUGAUUAAGUCAGUUCCUGUAACAGCGAUGGUGUAAUGUUAAACCGAAUCCGAACUUAGCACUUUUUCCAAUAGCAAGCGUCACCAGCAAUCCAAUGAACCACUCAGAACUCGGGUAAAAUACAUGUCGCGGGCAUUAAGCACGGGAAACGCGUGCAAGCGAGUCACAAGUUCUUUUGAUAUUACCUCUGAUUGGUUAAGAAAGUGGCGUGACUUUCUUUCAGCCAAUCACAAAUCGUUGCUAUGAAAACCCAAGCUAAUCGCAAAGAAAAAGAGUGCUGUCGGGGGAGGUUUCGACUCCGGAUUUAACCUUUUUUGCUGUUGAAGGCCCCUCUUACUCGAACUCCCAAGGGAAGCAAAUAACACUGUCGACACUCCCAGAAUUUGAUUUGCUGAGUUAAAUUUAUCGGAAAAUUAAGCAGAACGGAAAGUGCAGUUACUUCGUGUUUUCGGGGAGUUCAGGUUAACGAGGUUAUGCUGUAAUCUCGCUGCAUUGUCUUCUUGGAUGUUGACCUUGAUUUGCGUUUCACCAUACAGGUUCUUCAACAUCCCUGGGUUGUAAGCCGCUACCAGCUGCCUCAAAUCAGACUACACCAAGUUAGCAGUGUCUCAAGAAUCAAAGAGGCAGUAAAGGCGACCUUCUCCGCACUCUCUUCUCCUGACAACAAGAGGCUAAAGCCUGUUCAUGCCUCGCUGCUGGCACAGCGAAGAACCACCAAGAAAUCACCAAAAUGA
Molecule: messenger RNA, 18497 nt
Organism: Porites evermanni
Lineage: Eukaryota; Metazoa; Cnidaria; Anthozoa; Scleractinia; Poritidae
Source: the annotation of a GenBank genome assembly